Molecule: messenger RNA, 1630 nt
Organism: Brassica napus (rape)
Lineage: Eukaryota; Viridiplantae; Streptophyta; Magnoliopsida; Brassicales; Brassicaceae
Exons: 2
Coding region: 360-1529 (389 amino acids)
Source: RefSeq, a predicted model, not a curated record
AUCUCUACUGUUUUGUUGUUAUUUGGAUAUAUUAGAUAACAUUUAUUUUUCCGAUUCAACUAUAAUAUUUUUGGGACUAUGGCGACAUAGGCGAUGAUCUAGGGUUUCGAUGCUUUCUCAAAAAUGGGAUCCUGGAAUUGGAUACGAGUUACAUAAUGGAGCAGAAGAUCAGCAAAGGAAGGAUUUGGGGGGUUCUGAAUUGAGAUCUUCAGAUCUCAGGCGAUUUGAAUGGGUUUUCGAAACAUGGAAUUGGGGAUUUUUGCGGAUGUUGCGGGUAUUUAACUGGAGCAUGAUUUCGAUUGUCAUCAAAACGGAAUUAUGGAGAUUUACAGAGCCAACUUCUCGGCAAUGGUGGUGACAUGAAGGAAGGAGAAACGGCUCGGAAAAGAAUGAAGAUCUCGGUGCCUCACUUUGAUAACUCGGCACUAAUCAAGACUUACUCUAAGUCCUUGAUUGGACGAUGCAUGAAUCCACCAGAGCAGGAAAUGAAGGCGCUCAUCCAGAACGUACCGAAGAUUUGGAAGCUGGAGGAAAGGGUUGUUGGAACGGACUUGGGUUUUGGCAAGUUUCGGUUCGACUUUGAAACAGAGGAGGAGAUAGAUACGGUACUGAAGCUGCAACCGUAUCAUUUUGAUUACUGGAUGUUGGCGUUAGCACGGUGGCAACCGAAGAAGUCGCAGCUCUUCCCAUCAGAGAUAACGUUCUGGAUUAUGGUGAUAGGUGUUCCGAUGGAGUUCAGGACGGUGCCUACCUUUGAGAGCCUCGGUGAUGCACUUGGACGAACAGUAGCAGUAGAUGUAGAGCACUGCAGAGUGCAGGUGGUGGUGGACGCGUUUCAGGAGCUUUGCUUUGAAACAACUUUGGACUUCAAGGGUGGAGAAUUUUACGAGGGGGAGGAAGCAGCAAUAUCAUUGAGGUAUGAGAAGCUCUUUGGAUACUGCCCACUUUGUUCUAGCUUGUGCCAUAAGGAGGAGAAAUGCCCUCUUGCUAAGAAGGCAUUGCCUGAGAAGAAAAGAGAGGGUCGAGAAGGAAAUGGAGGAUGGUAUGAUGGUGGGAAACACGAUGAUCGAGCUCGGAGCUAUAAGGGAGUGGUCAUAAAUGGAAAUCAGAAUCAACAACACAAGGAAAGAGACGGUAGGGACUACUAUGGGAAGGGUAAAGGCAAGAUGGUGGAAGAGGCUGACUCAAAAUGGGUGAAAGUGGCUGAUAGAGGCAAUAAGGGGCCUUUUACUAAUCACAGGAGCUUUAGGGGUGAGGGAGAUGGUUCUCGACAUAGAUCUUCCCGAAGAGAAGAACCCCGGGCUGAGGGUCAGGGGCAGGGAGGAAGUAAUAGAUCCUCCUCAGGUCAGUCAGGAGCUCCAAAAGAAGUAGUUCAGGAGGAGGGAGAAAUAAAAAAUCCUAAAGAGUCUGAGAAAACUCUCCCCUCUCAGGAUUUUCAAGAAGAGCUGGCCAAGACUCAAGCUGUAGGAUCUGAGGUAAUUUUGGACCCUAUGGAUGCAGAGGAAGGGCUUCAGAUGAUCAAAACCUGAUAGUGGAACCGUCAACUUUGGAGGAUGAUAAAGUACUGGACAUGGACGAGUGUAGAGCUAUCUGUCUUGAGCAUGGGAUAGAUAUGGAUGCAGCAGACGAU